CAACACCCCGAUCGGUCUUUACCGGACUGACUUUGAAACCCUYCUGAACUUUGGACGUGUUUCUUUACUGGAUUUGUCGCUAUAAGACAUCGAUUGAUCGAUAGAUCUUCUCUAUAAGAACUAAAGAUUUUCAAUUUGGAUUUGACGAAUCUGUGAAUUUGAAGAAAGAUGUUAUUUUAUGCGUGUGUUUUGACGGUGCUCCUCUUGUUUCCCUCGAAUCAGGCUAAAGAUAUUGCACCGAUUCACAAGAAAGGGUACUGUGUUUGGUAUGACCAAUGCAUUAAAUCUCCAGAUGGCAAGUCGCUGAACUGCCUCUACAAUGGCCCAGCCAAGGUCCUCAACGAUACAAAGGGGAUCAGCUUGCUGAAGAAGCUCUGUCCUCAGUUUUCGGGGGACCACCGCACUUGUUGUAGUACCAAACAGCUUGUAGCAUUGGAUAGUAAUCUUAAUACCCUACGCCAGUUUACGAGCCGUUGUCCAGCAUGUUGGCAAAACAUGUUGGAUUUGUUCUGCGAAUCAACAUGUAGUCCUGAUCAGUCUCUAUUUAUGGACCCUACUCAAGUCGUAGGUUUUACUCCGUCAAUUUUGAAGAUUGAGUACUAUGUUUCUCCAGAAUUUAAAAAUGGGCUAUUUGAUUCUUGUAAAAAUGUAGUGUUUCCUGGGAAUAACGAGUUGGUGUUGAAUCUGCUAUGUGGCGAGAGUGCUGAAACAUGUACACCGCGUAAACUGCUUAAAUAUAUGGGCAGCACAAGCAAUGGAAUGUCUCCCUUUGAUUUAAUAUUUCCUGAUAUCUUACCCCAAAACCUAACCUGGAUGAAUCAAACUAGCUAUCAAUGCAAUGAAAGUUUUGUCAACCCAUGGACUAACAAGACUUCCACGAUAUGCAGCUGUCAGGACUGUGCUGCAUCUUGCCCAUACAUCCCUCCUGUACCUCCAACACCAAAACCAAAGACCAUCCUGGGUCUAAGAGUACUUUCAUUCACUCUGCUUAUCAUCUACUUGGUAUUCUUUUUCACUUUCAUGCCAAUAAGUUUCUACUUCAUCACAAAACAGAAAAACCAGUACGCACGCAUAUCAGAUGGGCCAGCACCUGUUUCAUCAUCGAUGCCAUAUACCAAUGGCCAUAAUCCAAAUGUUAUCAAUGUGAGGUUUGCGCGGAAGCCAGGCAUGUGCGAGAGAAUGGGCUUCUGGAUGGACAGGCAGCUACGAGUAGUUUUCAGUACAUGGGGUCACUGGUGCAGUUGUCAUCCAUUCAUCGUCAUCGUUGGUUCUAUUAUUUUCGUUGGGGUGUUAGCCGGAGGUUUGAAAUUCUACAAGGUUAUAAAAAACCCAGUAGAUUUGUGGUCUGCACCAGGGAGCAGGGCUCGUAAAGAAAAAGACCUUUUUGAUUCCAAGUUUAGGCCAUUUUAUCGUACCGAACAGUUGAUCAUCACUGCAAACCCUGACUACCCUCAGAACCACACAGGUUACCUACAGUACCCUGAUGAUAAGUUUAUACCUUUUGGAAAUAUUGCACAUUUGGAUCUAUUGAACCAGGCCCUAGAUUUACAGCUGGUAUUGACAUCAAUGAAGGUGCCGUUCACAGAGAAUGGAAAAGAACAWAACAUGACUCUUGAGGAUGUGUGUUACAAACCCCUUUCUCCCUUGAAUAACAAGUGCGUCAUCCAGAGUCUGUUUCAGUACUUCCAAAAUGACAAGAAAAAACUCAAUCGCUGUAUUACUGCCCUGGCGCAUGAAUGUAAGCCUGGCAUGAAAGAUUAUUUCAAAGCAGAUUUCCAUGAUCACAUACGAUAUUGCACAAGUGCUCCGACAUCACUUGAUGACAAAAAAUGGGGUGGAGGUUCAUGCCUGGGUGAAAACGGUAUCCCUAUCAACCCAAAUAUUGUCAUGGGAGGAUUUAACGGAACUGACUACAACAUGGCAAAUGCUCUCAUUAUUACCUUUGUUGUCAACAACCACAAAGACGAAAGCAAGAAUGCCAAGGCAGAAGCAUGGGAGAAGGCCUUCAUUGAGUACAUGAAGAAUUAUGUUGCUGACCCCAGCAACAGCAACUUGACCAUCAGCUUCACUUCUGAAAGAUCUAUUCAAGAUGAGUUGGACAGAGAGAGCAAGACAGAUAUUGCUACCAUCAUCGCCAGUUACAGCAUCAUGUUUGCAUAUAUUACCAUCGCACUGGGUCAGGUCAACUCCUGUGAUAGGAUUAUGAUUGAUUCCAAGUUCACCCUUGGCUUUUCCGGCAUCAUCAUCGUCUUGUGUUCAGUUGCUUGUUCUAUUGGGUUCUGGAGUUACGUGGGCGAACCUGCAACCCUCAUUAUCAUUGAAGUCAUACCAUUCCUUGUUUUAGCUGUUGGUGUCGACAACUUCUUUAUUUUGGUACAAGCCUACCAGCGUUUAAAUCGCUAUAGCAAUGAGGAUGUACCCAAGAAAGUUGGUCACGCACUUGGUGAGGUUGCGCCCAGUAUGCUUUUGUCAUCAUUGGCUGAGUCCGUGGCUUUUGCUUUUGGUGCCAUGUCCAACAUGCCUGCUGUCAAGGUGUUCUCUCUCUAUGCUGCAGUAGCAGUCUUUAUUGACUUCCUUUUCCAGAUCACAUGGUUUGUCGCACUAAUGUCUCUAGAUGCCAGGCGACAAGAGAAAAACCGCAUGGACAUUCUCUGCUGUGUGCGGAACAAGGACAGUAACGCAACACACCAAGAUGGAUUUUUAUACCAGUUUAUCCAGAAACUCUAUGCCCCAGCAUUGCUAUCAGAUUACGUGCGACCAUGCGUCAUUGCAUUCUUUGUUGCUAUGCUUUUUACUAGCAUUUCAAUGACAGCCAGGAUAUCUGUUGGACUUGAUCAAGAACUGGCACUACCAAAGGAUUCCUUCUUACUGAAUUGGUUCAAGGACCUAAAACAUUACCUGCAUGUGGGAUCUCCAGUGUAUUUUGUGCUUGAUGGCCAGUAUGAUUAUGAACAUGAUCGAGGGCAGAAUAUGAUCUGUGGUUCUGCAGGCUGUAAUUCUAGUUCUCUUGUGCAGCAAGUUUUCCGAGCCUCAUUACAACCUGAGAGUUCCAAGAUUGCUAUGCCUGCCUCCUCAUGGGUUGAUGACUACUUUACUUGGUUAGACCCAAGCAGUACUUGCUGCCGAAUUCUACACAAACAGUCCUGCAGCAUGGUUAACGUCACCAAGUCAUCCUUUGUUAAUGGGACAGAGGUGAACUCCACUAACCCAGUAUUAAAGUGUGGAGUAUCUACUGAACCUGUCAGCCCACUCACCUUUUGUAAUGCUACUGUCGAUAGCAAGCUGUGCUUACCCUGUUUGAACAAAUCUCAAUCAGGAGAUCGUCCAACCUCCUAUCAGUUUGACAAGUUCUUGCCAUUCUUCCUGAAGGAUAACCCAGAGAUGAAGUGUGCAAAGGGUGGUCAUGCAGCUUAUGGCAAUGCUUUACAACUCAACAACUUGUCCUAUCCUGGUGUUAAUUUUCUAGUUAACUCAUCAUACUUCAUGUCCUAUCACACAAUUCUGAAGACCUCAGAUGACUUCGUGGCUGCCCUCAAAAGUGCUUAUGAAAUUGCAGAUAAGAUCACCAAGUCUAUUAACAAUCCUAAAAUCAAAGUUUUCCCAUACAGUGUAUUCUAUGUAUUUUAUGAACAAUACUUGACUAUAGUCACUGAUGCCUGGCAAAAUCUCUUGUAUUGUGCUGCGGCAGUAUUUGUGGUCACAUUCUUAUUAAUGGGAUUCAAUCUUAGUAUUGCUGCUAUAGUAACAUUCACAGUAGCCAUGAUCAUAACCAACCUGCUCGGCUUAAUGUACUUAUGGGAUAUUAAUCUGAAUGCAAUCUCUUUAGUUAAUCUUGUCAUGGCUGUUGGCAUAUCAGUGGAGUUCUGUUCACAUAUAGCACGUGCUUUUGCUGUCAAUCUUAAAGAAACCAAAAGAAAACGAGCAGAAGAUUCAUUAGCCUACAUGGGCAGCUCUGUUUUUAGUGGAAUUACUCUUACCAAGUUUGGUGGUAUUAUAGUAUUAGCUUUUGCCAAGUCAAGGAUCUUUGAGGUUUUCUAUUUCCGUAUGUACUUAGGUAUGGUGUUAUUUGGUGCUCUACACGGUCUUGUUUUUCUACCAGUAUUCUUGAGUUAUGUUGGACCAAAGCCUUCUCGUGACCCUGACCUUGAUAAUGAAGAAGACGAGACAUUACGAGGGAGCUUUAUAAAUGGUGAAAGAAAACCAUUACUUGGCUCAAAUUAUUCAGCUAUUCAAUAAGAUUAUCUUUCUAAUUGUGAAUGAAAGAUGAGGGAAAGUGAAUAGAGUUGCUUGGAUGUGAUAUUCGGAAACGAUAUUCAUUAUAUCAGACAGCAAGCCAGUCCACUUUUGUUACAGUGCAUCAGUACACCUGAUGGCUCUAUAGAAUUGAAAAAAAAAACCCGUUUGAUUUACUUGCAAAAGGGAACAAGAAAUCAAAAAAUGCAGACACCGCAUUUACCAGAACCAAUUUUAUCUUUUGGUAAACCUGUUUGACUUGUUACCCCAAAUUCAGGUUGGUUUAAUGAGACUGGUGAAUAAUGGCGGCCAUGUUGGAUGGCUGAAAUAGAAAAAAUCUAAAAUUUGCUCCAUGAUAUUUAAUUAACAAUUUUUUUUCUGUCAUGCAACAUGGUUGCCACCAUGUGACCUCACAGAGCUCCAAUAAACUUGAACUCUAAUUGAAAUAUUUCUAUAAAUAAGAACAAAAGCACAAAAUUUUAUGCUAAAAAAUAAUAAUUAGAGGGUAUUAAUUAUCACAGGCAUAAUAUUUAAUUAACUUUUUUUUCUGUCUCGCAAAAUGGUUGCCGCCAUGUGACCUCACAGAGCUCCAAUAAACUUGAACUCUAAUUGAAAUAUUUCUAUAAAUAAGAACAAAAGUACAAAAUUCUAUGCUAAAAAAAUUAUUAGAGGGUAUUAAUUAUCACAGGCAGGAAAUCGAUAGACAGUUAGAAAAUCAGGGUGYUUUUAUUGGAAGACUCUUGCUGCUGUGUAGCAUGGUUCUUAAGAUGCACCAAACAACAGCGUGUAAUAAAUAACUUUUUGUAGAA
Messenger RNA from Actinia tenebrosa (Australian red waratah sea anemone), 5042 nucleotides. Its product is annotated as NPC intracellular cholesterol transporter 1. Gene Ontology annotation, cellular component: membrane. Gene Ontology annotation, molecular function: sterol binding. The record is from RefSeq and is a predicted model, not a curated record. Gene Ontology annotation, biological process: sterol transport. Lineage: Eukaryota; Metazoa; Cnidaria; Anthozoa; Actiniaria; Actiniidae.